GUCCUAUGGGAAGACUAUUAUGGAGAUGGUACUCUCUCUGUAAUAAAUAUUAGUAGAUUAAAUUUUUUAUUAUUAAUAUUAACUUACACUGCCCUACUCCAGCCUAAAUAUCAUAUUACUGUCCCACCCGAAUUUAUGAAAUAUGAUAUAAAAUGCCAUGUUAUAGACAGCUUGAUAGCUACGGAUACUGGAAGAUUGCUUAAUAUAAUUUAUCUUCGCGAAGAUAUUAUUACCCCGUUGACUGCAGAGACGGCGCUGGCGUUGCAGGAGUUAAAGAAUUACUUACUGGGACAGAAAGUGCAGGCAGAAAUACUGCAGCUCAUAUUAGAUUAUUUGCCCAGGGGUUCUGUAAUUUUAAUGGAUAAUUAUAGAUGGCUUCAUGCUCGGAGUCAUAUCAGGGAUCCGGAGCAUCAUUUACGGAGGGUUUGUUGGGAUACGAGACCUUUUCCUACCUUAUUAAAUGAUAGCAGCAUAGUUCAGUAG
Messenger RNA from Aspergillus costaricaensis CBS 115574, 483 nucleotides. RefSeq lists its product as uncharacterized. Lineage: Eukaryota; Fungi; Ascomycota; Eurotiomycetes; Eurotiales; Aspergillaceae. The transcript has a single exon. The record is from RefSeq and is a predicted model, not a curated record. The annotation marks the transcript as partial.